This is a messenger RNA of Brassica oleracea var. oleracea, 876 nucleotides long. RefSeq names its product hyphally-regulated protein-like. Bases 64 to 795 code for a protein of 243 amino acids. Gene Ontology annotation, molecular function: electron transfer activity. The record is from RefSeq and is a predicted model, not a curated record. Lineage: Eukaryota; Viridiplantae; Streptophyta; Magnoliopsida; Brassicales; Brassicaceae. The transcript has a single exon.
GAGAACAACAACAACAACAAGAAAACAUCGAUUUUUAAUCAAAGAAAAGAAAGAAGAAGCGAUAUGGGUCUCUCUAAGGCACGCAAUCUACUCUUAGUCCUCGUGAUCACUGCUUACCUCUUUUCCGGGACUGCUCAUGCAUGGAGCUGGAGCUGGGGUUCUGGCCAAUCCGGUUCUAACUGGGGAUGGGGUUGGGGCUCUGACGAUAACUCUGGCUCGGGUUCAGGUGGUGGUUCAAGCUGGGGUUGGGGAUGGAGCUCGAACGGAACAGAUACAAACUGGGGUUGGGGAAGCAGCUCUGGCUCAAGUGGCACCGGGUCUACACAUAGAAGCUACCACAACCACACGGCCCCAUCAAACCACUCGAACGGCAGUGGUAGUAUUGGCUCUACACACAACAACCACACGGCUCAAGUAUCGCCUAGAAGAAAGAUUGAGGGUAGUGUGUGGAAGAACGGAUUCGAUUACCAAGAAUGGGCUUCAAAGCAUGCACCCUUCCACACCAACGAUGUCCUUUCUUUCAAGUACAACGAUAAAAGUCAAUCCAAGACGAAGAAGCACAACAACAAGAACGAUGUCUACUUGCUUCCAGACUUGAAGAGCUACAAGAGAUGCGAUGUGAGCAGAGGCAAGAAGCUAGUCGCAAGAGGAGGCUCAUCAUUAGGGUUUAAGUUGCUUCUCCGCAAGACUCCUGAGACCUACUACUUCGCUAGUGGAGACCACAAUGGCUGCAACCACAGCAUGAAGUUCUCUGUCUCCCCGAUUCCUCGUUCUUCUUCACACACUAAACCCUAAAUAUCACUUCACUACUUUGUUUCCUUGUUAGAUUCUGUUUGGUUUAUAUUUUUUUAAUUUGUUUCUUGUGCUUCAUGUCAA